Hylaeus anthracinus is the source of this 4867-nucleotide messenger RNA. RefSeq names its product glycogen synthase kinase-3 beta-like. Gene Ontology annotation, molecular function: protein serine/threonine kinase activity; ATP binding. Gene Ontology annotation, biological process: signal transduction; protein phosphorylation; negative regulation of canonical Wnt signaling pathway. The coding region runs from base 2196 to 3596 and encodes 466 amino acids. The transcript is spliced from 9 exons. NCBI's taxonomy places the organism in Eukaryota, Metazoa, Arthropoda, Insecta, Hymenoptera, Colletidae. Gene Ontology annotation, cellular component: cytosol; axon; cytoplasm. The record is from RefSeq and is a predicted model, not a curated record.
UAUGUACGGAAUGAUAUUUUGUUGGUAGGUAUCGUUGUUACGAGUAAAUUUCCAAUGUAACUAAUUCUAAAUUUCCUUUUAAAUUUGCCGCUUGUACUUGCUUGUUAUCGGACGGUGUCACGAGAUGGUGGUGUGUUAGACGGUCGAGGCUCCAUCUCGCGUGUCGUACGAUAACAAGUACGGCAAGGGGCAGGGCGGGGUAUUGCUGACGUCACUUUCGGCAAUGUCCGCCAACACUCGAGUGACCCGAUCUCGCCCGAACGGGUCAAUGUCUGAGCUGAGAAGGCUUCGAAAAAUUCGUAGCUGGUGUGGUGUUCCCGUGCUCGACGACGAAGAGAAGUCGUCGUUGAUCGUCGAGAACUGAUUUCGUCGGGUGAAAAUCGAGCACGCGUAUUUAUCCCUUUUUCGGCGCUACGCGCAAGGCGUCGUCGGCUCGUGCAGUGAUUUCGCGAUCGUCGAAACUAGAAGUGAACAGCGACGGCGACGACGACCUGCCCUCGCGCAACGACGACACAGACAACGGCGGCUACGACGACAUCGACAAAACGAACGACCAAGGAAAUGUCCACGUCGAUACGGUCCUAGCUCGUCUAUCUGUGCAGCGUAACGCCUAUCGCGGCGAAAUGUGGACAAGCCUGGCAAGUCGACAACGUCGAGCUUGAAAAGUUGUGAAGCGCGAGAGAGUGACGAUUAACGACGAGAUUCAAAGUGUAGAGAGAAAGAGAGAGAUAACGCGAUUGAGAAAGAACGGCUGUGGCGGAGGUGAGGCGGUAGCGCUUCCCCCGCACCCUUCGCAAGUACGAGUACGAGCGCAAGAGUGAGAAGAUAGAAAAACGAACAACGGGAGGAGAAAGGAAGAAAAGAAAAGAAGAGUGAAUAAGGAAGGUGGACGACUACGCCGUUAGGUUGAAAAAGUGAAGACUAGCGAAGAAAGAAAACUGGAGAGCGCGAGCGAUCGGUGUGCCAAGAGUAACGACGGUGUUACAACGACAACCGUCAAAGGCGUUGUCAAAGAAAUAAAAAUUGACCGUGUCGUCCUUUCCAUAGAAGCAACGGUGAGGUACAUAGGUCGACAACUACAGAGAAAUCUGACCCGUCGGCCGGAUCGUCGCGGAGUUGCACUAUAUAGGAAGGCUACCACCAAGUGCGGCGGUGUGCCUCCACUGGCGAGCGCGUACGAACCAUUCCGAAAACGUCGACCCCCGCCUCCCCUCGCGGCAUAGCUCUCCGCAACACUCCGCGCCCUACUCAGGUUAUUAGGUAUAGUAGAACCGCGUUUCUCCAUGUUUCUCGGCUUGUGAUAUUCUCUGACAGCUGCGACCGAUACGAAAAAUUAUUGUAAAUUGUGUCGAUCCGCGUAGUCGGAGGCCACCGGCGCGGUAUCGUAGCCGCCGGUGGACAUCGGUAAAACAAGAAAAAAAUACGAACAUCGUGCGAAUCGAAUCGAAUCGAAUCGAAUCGGAUCGGAUCGGAUCGGACGGCAAGCCUGUCGCGUGAAGGUGCUUGGUGAAAACGGAGUGUACAUAACCCGGUGCGCGGCGUUCCGUCACGACCAACGUUGAUCGCGAGAGUCGCUACCAUCGCCAGCGGGACCGAUCGUAAUCGAAGCAAGUGUUUGGAGUGCAAAGAAAAUUCGGACGUCUACCGCUUUCCCUCCUUUUUCUUUGCACUUUGCUUUACCAACUCUACACUCUAACCAUCAACCUUGUUCACAGUUUUCCGUACUGUCCUCUUUCUCGAUCUUGCGCGCGCUUUACUCGUUCGUUGUAUUCUUUCCUCCCUUCUAUCCCUUCUACUCCAUCCCGCCCUUCCACUCUUUUUCCUUACUCUCUCGCUCCGACAACCUCUUUCUCCGGUGUUGUUUCGUCUCACUCUCUUUCUCUCCGUUUAUCCGUCGAUCGAGCACAGUCGUGGCGUAAUAUAGAAGACCCGACACCGUGCAGACGCGUAUGCGUGCGUGCGAAGUGAUUAUCGUUCGUCCUGCCAUUGUCCGAGGUGGUAACGACGACGACGAAGACGACAACAACGACGCGUUGCUGGCUAUCUUCGCGUGAGCCGAUCGCGAAGAGGAGGAGGAAGAAGUGGCACGGCCAGCCGAGGCGGCGGCCAGCGGAAACAGAAGCGGCAUACUCCAGACCUCGGUGUCUGGUGGAGGUGGAGGUCGAGGUGGAGGAGCCGGUCAAGAAGAUUUCAGGAUGAGCGGCCGACCGAGGACCACCUCCUUCGCCGAAGGCAACAAGCUGCCCGCGAAUCCAACGCCACUGGGUGGCAUGAAGAUCAGCAGCAAGGAUGGCAGCAAAGUGACGAUCGUGUUGGCUACCCCUGGUGUCGGUCCGGAUCGCCCCCAAGAAGUCGCCUACACGGAUACAAAAGUAAUCGGUAAUGGCAGCUUCGGCGUUGUGUAUCAAGCCAAACUGUGCGAUACAGGAGAGAUGGUUGCCAUCAAGAAGGUUCUCCAAGACAAACGAUUCAAGAACCGAGAAUUACAAAUCAUGCGACGUCUUGAACACUGCAACAUCGUGAAACUAAAAUAUUUCUUCUACUCUAGCGGUGAUAAGAACAUCUUAAACGCAACUAAUCCAGUUUUUCAUGUGGACAAGGACGAGGUUUAUCUGAAUCUAGUAUUGGAAUACAUACCCGAAACUGUGUACAAAGUCGCUCGACAUUAUAGCAAAAGCAAGCAAACGAUACCGAUCAGUUUCAUCAAGCUGUACAUGUAUCAACUGUUCCGUUCCCUAGCGUACAUACAUUCCCUGGGUAUUUGUCACAGGGACAUUAAGCCACAGAACUUAUUAUUGGACCCGGAAACCGGAGUUUUAAAGCUUUGCGACUUCGGUUCGGCCAAGCAUCUAGUUAAAGGGGAGCCUAACGUGUCUUACAUUUGCAGUCGUUACUAUCGUGCGCCCGAACUGAUCUUUGGUGCUAUCGACUACACUACAAAAAUUGACGUGUGGAGCGCAGGUUGCGUAUUGGCAGAGUUACUGCUCGGUCAACCGAUAUUUCCUGGCGACAGCGGUGUAGAUCAGCUUGUCGAGAUCAUCAAGGUUCUCGGGACACCGACGCGAGAUCAGAUACGUGAGAUGAACCCCAACUAUACCGAAUUCAAAUUUCCACAGAUUAAGUCGCAUCCUUGGCAAAAGGUCUUCAGGGCACGCACACCCCCGGAAGCGAUGGAUCUCGUCGCACGGCUUCUCGAAUACACACCGUCGUUACGAAUGACACCCCUGCAAGCAUGUGCACACUCGUUUUUCAACGAGUUGCGAGAACAGGACACACGAUUGCCGAACGGUCGAGAGCUUCCACCAUUAUUUGACUUUACAGAACAAGAGCUGCGAAUUCAGCCCACUUUAAACUCGAUUCUAAUACCGAAGUACAUGCAAUCUUCGGACAGUCCUGGAGGUCAAUCGGAAGCCACGAGUGCUGCCGCGGGGGCUAGCGACGCGAGAGAAAACACUGUAAAAGAAUGCGAAAGAGGGGGCAGUGUGCUAAGCACAGCCAUGAAGGAGGAAACGGCGGUGGGGAAGAAAAGAGAAGAGGACGUACGGAAUGAUGAAAAGGAAGAGCAGAAGAAUGUGGAGAAGCAGGCAGGCGAAUAGAAGAAAAACCCUAUUUAACCAGUUGCGGUGCAGAGAAAAAUGCUAGUGCUGCAACCACCGGAUGAAAAUACGAGAUCGUUUGUCGAGUAAGCGAGUAAGUGCUUGCCCCUUUCGGUAUGACCAUGGACUAUAGUCGGUCGUUUACUCGAGUCUGCCAGAAGAGUAUAGUCGUGAGCUGUCGCGUCGGUGCCGAGCGUCUAGUUAACUCUAGUUGACAAUCCGUCUCUAGCAGACUAUAGUUUGCUCUUGCAAAUUCCCGCAUCGACUAUAGUCGGCUGUCCGACGUCGAUGCCUUUAUUAUAGUCGUUUUAUUUACCUAGCCCACCUAUAACCGUUCGCUUGAGUUUGCGCGACAAUUAUAAACCGACUAUAGUCACUUACCCGGAUCCUUACCUGUGUCGAUUACAAUCUGUUAACUAUAGUCGGUGAUGGCUGCAUUUUACGAUAAACGGUUCGCUAUAAUCUUGUAUCCAAGCUUUGCCGUAUUAAUUCGAAUCGCCGAUGGCUGAGUGCGCUCCUCGAGAUUACAAGUCGACGGUAAACAGUGUUUAUUUAAAUCCGAGUGCCAAGUAUCGUCAACAGCGACCAACUGAUGAACACUUUACUCGCACGCCGACUAUAGUUGAUGAUCGUUGACCAAUUCCGUUCGACGCAUGUAACCGUUGAAUAAGUUUCGGAAAACUAUUACCAUUCCCUGAUACCGAACUAGCAUCUUAUUUGUAACAAACAAACAAACAUAAAUAAAUAAAUAAAUAAAUAAAUAAAUAAACACAGACACUGACACAUUACGCAAAAUAACAAAGGAAACGUCCAUUAUUUAUGACUAAUCAUCGACGGCACUGUUCGCUAAAUUGUACACCGGUAUUUACACGUUCGUUAAUACCGAGAGGGUUGCCGUUACUCACAACUGUAUGAUACUAGGGAAAAUUGUGUUGAUAUGCAUAGUAAUACGUAAAGAGAAUAUUUAAAGCAAGACAGUUAAAAAGAAAGAUUAAAAAUAAAAGAAAUCCAGCGAGAAAGGAGUAGAGUUAGUUACUACCGCGAAUACACGCCUAUAAGCUAACAACUAACAAGACGCCAAGUUGAUCGUAAAAAGGUGAGAAAAGUAAGAGAAACGAACGUGUUUGUGUCCUAUGUGUGCUCGUGUACGAGUGUGUUGUCGGGUGCGUGUGAGCGAGAAGUAGCGCCUGGUGGCUGGUGCAUGUAGAGAGAAACUUGCCCUCGGACUGGUUCUCUGGCGAUAACCAGAGAAAGACAGAACGAAGUUGAAG